This is a messenger RNA of Sinocyclocheilus grahami, 1265 nucleotides long. RefSeq names its product transcription factor HES-1-like. The coding region runs from base 442 to 1254 and encodes 270 amino acids. Gene Ontology annotation, biological process: regulation of DNA-templated transcription. The transcript is spliced from 4 exons. The record is from RefSeq and is a predicted model, not a curated record. Lineage: Eukaryota; Metazoa; Chordata; Actinopteri; Cypriniformes; Cyprinidae. Gene Ontology annotation, molecular function: protein dimerization activity; DNA binding.
CUCUUAAGUGUUAAUAUGUUAACGGAAUGAUUGAAGGCAGUCCCGGUUGUGCCCUAAACCCGGCCGCGCACCAUUGGCCACCCGCUCAAACGCUAAACAACCAAUGGAGGGGCGCCGACCACGAGCCAUCCUCCCCUCGGGCCGCGUGUCCCUCACGCUGAUUGGUAGAAAGUUACUGUGGGAAAGAAAGUUUGGGAAGUUUCACACGAGCCGUUCGCGUGCAGUCGGAGAUAUAAAUAAGACCAGCACGGCGCUGAGGCAGGCAGUUGCUGCGACCGCUGGCAAACGGUGAAAUCAUUGCCGCACCAGUUGAACUCGGGACACUUCGUGCGGAUAUCCAUUCAUAUCUGGAACUGUAUCUGCGUACAGCGUGCACUCUAGUAGAAGAUACAAGAGGAUUUCUUUUUAAAAAAAAAUCUCAAAGGAUACUUCCCAGUGAAGAUGCCUGCCGAUAUCAUGGAAAAGAACUCCUCGUCUCCGGUUGCGGCGACUCCGGCGAGCAUGAACACUACACCUGAUAAACCCAAAACGGCUUCGGAGCACAGAAAGUCUUCUAAACCCAUUAUGGAGAAAAGAAGAAGAGCGAGAAUCAACGAAAGCUUGGGCCAGCUGAAAACGUUAAUCUUGGAUGCUCUGAAAAAAGAUAGCUCCAGACACUCUAAACUCGAGAAAGCGGACAUCCUGGAGAUGACAGUGAAACAUCUCAGAAACAUGCAGCGGGCACAAAUGACCGCUGCCCUGAACACGGACCCCACCGUUCUUGGGAAAUACAGAGCUGGCUUCAGUGAAUGCAUGAACGAGGUGACCCGGUUCCUGUCCACCUGUGAAGGGGUUAACACCGAGGUCAGGACCCGGCUGCUGGGUCACUUAGCCAGCUGCAUGACACAAAUCAACGCCAUGAAUUAUCCAACACAGCACCAGAUACCUGCCGGGCCUCCUCAUCCAUCCUUCAGUCAACCAAUGGUUCAAAUCCCCAGCGCGACUCAGCAAACCAACGCUGUGCCUCUUAGCGGAGUCCCUUGCAAAAGCGGGAUUUCCUCUAACUUGACUUCUGACGCAACAAAAGUAUACGGCGGUUUCCAGCUUGUGCCGGCAACGGACGGACAGUUCGCCUUUUUAAUUCCCAACGCUGCCUUUGCUCCAAACGGCCCCGUUAUUCCAGUGUAUGCCAACAAUUCCAGCACACCGGUUCCGGUGGCCGUGUCUCCGGGAGCACCGUCCGUCACGUCAGAUUCCGUUUGGCGGCCUUGGUAACGUUAGACUAU